This is a messenger RNA of Closterium sp. Yama58-4, 36144 nucleotides long. The record is from the annotation of a GenBank genome assembly. Lineage: Eukaryota; Viridiplantae; Streptophyta; Zygnematophyceae; Desmidiales; Closteriaceae.
CACGGCGUGAGCUCACUGCAAGCAACGCGUGAGCUCACUGCAGCAAGGCGUGAGCUCACUGCAGCAAGGCGUGAGCUCACUGCAGCAAGGCGUGAGCUCACUGCAGCAAGGCGUGAGCUCACUGCAGCAACGCGUGAGCUCACUGCAGCAAGGCGUGAGCUCACUGCAGCAACGCGUGAGCUCACUGCAGCAAGGCCUCACUGCAGCAAGCGUGAGCUCACGCAGCAACGCGUGAGCUCACUGCAGCAAGGCGUGAGCUCACUGCAGCAACGCGUGAGCUCACUGCAGCAAGGCGUGAGCUCACUGCAGCAACGCGUGAGCUCACUGCAGCAAGGCGUGAGCUCACUGCAGCAACGCGUGAGCUCACUGCAGCAACGUGUGAGCUCACUGCACAAGCGUGAGCUCACUGCAGCAAGGCGUGAGCUCACUGCAGCAACGCGUGAGCUCACUGCAGCAAGGCGUGAGCUCACUGCAGCAACGCGUGAGCUCACUGCAGCAAGGCCUCACGGCAAGCAAGGCGUGAGCUCACUGCAGCAAGGCGUGAGCUCACUGCAGCAAGGCGUGAGCUCACUGCAGCAAGGCGUGAGCUCACUGCAGCAAGGCGUGAGCUCACUGCAGCAAGGCGUGAGCUCACUGCAGCAACGCGUGAGCUCACUGCAGCAAGGCGUGAGCUCACUGCAGCAAGGCGUGAGCUCACUGCAGCAACGCGUGAGCUCACUGCAGCAACGCGUGAGCUCACUGCAGCAAGGCGUGAGCUCACUGCAGCAAGGCGUGAGCUCACUGCAGCAAUGCGUGAGCUCACUGCAGCAAGGCGUGAGCUCACUGCAGCAACGCGUGAGCUCACUGCAGCAAGGCGUGAGCUCACUGCAGCAACGCGUGAGCUCACUGCAGCAAGGCGUGAGCUCACUGCAGCAACGCGUGAGCUCACUGCAGCAACGCGUGAGCUCACUGCAGCAAGGCGUGAGCUCACUGCAGCAAGGCGUGAGCUCACUGCAGCAAGGCGUGAGCUCACUGCAGCAAGGCGUUAGCUCCACUGCAGCAAGGCGUGAGCUCACUGCAGCAAGGCGUGAGCUCACUGCAGCAAUGCGUGAGCUCACUGCAGCAACGCGUGAGCUCACUGCAGCAAGGCGUGAGCUCACUGCAGCAACGCGUGAGCUCACUGCAGCAAUGCGUGAGCUCACUGCAGCAAGGCGUGAGCUCACUGCAGCAACGCAUGAGCUCACUGCAGCAACGCGUGAGCUCACUGCAGCAACGCGUGAGCUCACUGCAGCAAGGCGUGAGCUCACUGCAGCAACGCGUGAGCUCACUGCAGCAAGGCGUGAGCUCACUGCAGCAACGCGUGAGCUCACUGCAGCAAGGCGUGAGCUCACUGCAGCAACGCGUGAGCUCACUGCAGCAACGCGUGAGCUCACUGCAGCAAGGCGUGAGCUCACUGCAGCAACGCGUGAGCUCACUGCAGCAAGGCGUGAGCUCACUGCAGCAAGGCGUGAGCUCACUGCAGCAAGGCGUGAGCUCACUGCAGCAACGCGUGAGCUCACUGCAGCAAGGCGUGAGCUCACUGCAGCAACGCGUGAGCUCACUGCAGCAAGGCGUGAGCUCACUGCAGCACGCAGUGCGCACUGCACUGCAGCAAGGCGUGAGCUCACUGCAGCAACGCGUGAGCUCACUGCAGCAAGGCGUGAGCUCACUGCAGCAAGGCGUGAGCUCACUGCAGCAAGGCGUGAGCUCACUGCAGCAACGCGUGAGCUCACUGCAGCAAGGCGUGAGCUCACUGCAGCAACGCGUGAGCUCACUGCAGCAACGCGUGAGCUCACUGCAGCAAGGCGUGAGCUCACUGCAGCAAGGCGUGAGCUCACUGCAGCAAGGCGUGAGCUCACUGCAGCAAGGCGUGAGCUCACUGCAGCAAGGCGUGAGCUCACUGCAGCAAGGCGUGAGCUCACUGCAGCAACGCGUGAGCUCACUGCAGCAACGCGUGAGCUCACUGCAGCAAGGCGUGAGCUCACUGCAGCAAGGCGUGAGCUCACUGCAGCAAGGCGUGAGCUCACUGCAGCAACGCGUGAGCUCACUGCAGCAAGGCGUGAGCUCACUGCAGCAACGCGUGAGCUCACUGCACACAGACGCGUGAGCUCACUGCAGCAAGGCGUGAGCUCACUGCAGCAACGCGUGAGCUCACUGCAGCAAGGCGUGAGCUCACUGCAGCAAGGCGUGAGCUCACUGCAAGCAAGCGUGAGCUCACUGCAGCAAGCGUUGAGCUCACUGCAGCAACGCGUGAGCUCACUGCAGCAAGGCGUGAGCUCACUGACUGCAUCGCUGCUGAGCUCACUGCAGCAAGGCGUGAGCUCACUGCAGCAAGGCGUGAGCUCACUGCAGCAAGGCGUGAGCUCACUGCAGCAAGGCGUGAGCUCACUGCAGCAACGCGUGAGCUCACUGCAGCAAGGCGUGAGCUCACUGCAGCAACGCGUGAGCUCACUGCAGCAAGGCGUGAGCUCACUGCAGCAACGCGUGAGCUCACUGCAGCAACGCGUGAGCUCACUGCAGCAACGCCUCACUGCAGCAACGCGUGAGCUCACUGCAGCAAGGCGUGAGCUCACUGCAGCAAUGCGUGAGCUCACUGCAGCAAGGCGUGAGCUCACUGCAGCAAGGCGUGAGCUCACUGCAGCAAGGCGUGAGCUCACUGCAGCAAGGCGUGAGCUCACUGCAGCAAGGCGUGAGCUCACUGCAGCAACGCGUGAGCUCACUGCAGCAAGGCGUGAGCUCACUGCAGCAAGGCGUGAGCUCACUGCAGCAAGGCGUGAGCUCACUGCAGCAAGGCGUGAGCUCACUGCAGCAACGCGUGAGCUCACUGCAGCAAGGCGUGAGCUCACUGCAGCAACGCGUGAGCUCACUGCAGCAAGGCGUGAGCUCACUGCAGCAAGGCGUGAGCUCACUGCAGCAAGGCGUGAGCUCACUGCAGCAAGGCGUGAGCUCACUGCAGCAAGGCGUGAGCUCACUGCAGCAAGGCGUGAGCUCACUGCAGCAACGCGUGAGCUCACUGCAGCAAGGCGUGAGGCAAAAAAAAAGCUCACUGCAGCAAGGCGUGAGCUCACUGCAGCAAGGCGUGAGCUCACUGCAGCAACGCGUGAGCUCACUGCAGCAACGCGUGAGCUCACUGCAGCAACGCGUGAGCUCACUGCAGCAAGGCGUGAGCUCACUGCAGCAAGGCGUGAGCUCACUGCAGCAAGGCGUGAGCUCACUGCAGCAACGCGUGAGCUCACUGCAGCAAGGCGUGAGCUCACUGCAGCAACGCGUGAGCUCACUGCAGCAACGCGUGAGCUCACUGCAGCAAGGCGUGAGCUCACUGCAGCAAGGCGUGAGCUCACUGCAGCAAUGCGUGAGCUCACUGCAGCAACGCGUGAGCUCACUGCAGCAACGUGUGAGCUCACUGCAGCAGCAAGAGCAGGCCUCACUGCAGCAAGGCGUGAGCUCACUGCAGCAAGGCGUGAGCUCACUGCAGCAAGGCGUGAGCUCACUGCAGCAAGGCGUGAGCUCACUGCAGCAAGGCGUGAGCUCACUGCAGCAAGGCGUGAGCUCACUGCAGCAAGGCGUGAGCUCACUGCAGCAACGCGUGAGCUCACUGCAGCAAUGCGUGAGCUCACUGCAGCAACGCGUGAGCUCACUGCAGCAAGGCGUGAGCUCACUGCAGCAAGGCGUGAGCUCACUGCAGCAAGGCGUGAGCUCACUGCAGCAAGGCGUGAGCUCACUGCAGCAAGGCGUGAGCUCACUGCAGCAACGCGUGAGCUCACUGCAGCAACGCGUGAGCUCACUGCAGCAAGGCGUGAGCUCACUGCAGCAAGGCGUGAGCUCACUGCAGCAAGGCGUGAGCUCACUGCAGCAACGCGUGAGCUCACUGCAGCAAGGCGUGAGCUCACUGCAGCAAGGCGUGAGCUCACUGCAGCAACGCGUGAGCUCACUGCAGCAAGGCGUGAGCUCACUGCAGCAACGCGUGAGCUCACUGCAGCAAGGCGUGAGCUCACUGCAGCAAGGCGUGAGCUCACUGCAGCAACGCGUGAGCUCACUGCAGCAAGGCGUGAGCUCACUGCAGCAACGCGUGAGCUCACUGCAGCAAGGCGUGAGCUCACUGCAGCAAGGCGUGAGCUCACUGCAGCAAGGCGUGAGCUCACUGCAGCAACGCGUGAGCUCACUGCAGCAAGGCGUGAGCUCACUGCAGCAAGGCGUGAGCUCACUGCAGCAACGCGUGAGCUCACUGCAGCAAGGCGUGAGCUCACUGCAGCAACGCGUGAGCUCACUGCAGCAACGCGUGAGCUCACUGCAGCAACGCGUGAGCUCACUGCAGCAAGGCGUGAGCUCACUGCAGCAAGGCGUGAGCUCACUGCAGCAACGCGUGAGCUCACUGCAGCAAGGCGUGAGCUCACUGCAGCAAGGCGUGAGCUCACUGCAGCAAGGCGUGAGCUCACUGCAGCAAGGCGUGAGCUCACUGCAGCAACGCGUGAGCUCACUGCAGCAAGGCGUGAGCUCACUGCAGCAAGGCGUGAGCUCACUGCAGCAAGGCGUGAGCUCACUGCAGCAACGCGUGAGCUCACUGCAGCAACGCGUGAGCUCACUGCAGCAAGGCGUGAGCUCACUGCAGCAAGGCGUGAGCUCACUGCAGCAACGCGUGAGCUCACUGCAGCAAGGCGUGAGCUCACUGCAGCAACGCGUGAGCUCACUGCAGCAACGCGUGAGCUCACUGCAGCAAGGCGUGAGCUCACUGCAGCAAGGCGUGAGCUCACUGCAGCAACGCGUGAGCUCACUGCAGCAAGGCGUGAGCUCACUGCAGCAAGGCGUGAGCUCACUGCAGCAACGCGUGAGCUCACUGCAGCAAGGCGUGAGCUCACUGCAGCAACGCGUGAGCUCACUGCAGCAAGGCGUGAGCUCACUGCAGCAAGGCGUGAGCUCACUGCAGCAAGGCGUGAGCUCACUGCAGCAAGGCGUGAGCUCACUGCAGCAAUGCGUGAGCUCACUGCAGCAACGCGUGAGCUCACUGCAGCAAGGCGUGAGCUCACUGCAGCAAGGCGUGAGCUCACUGCAGCAAGGCGUGAGCUCACUGCAGCAAGGCGUGAGCUCACUGCAGCAACGCGUGAGCUCACUGCAGCAAGGCGUGAGCUCACUGCAGCAAUGCGUGAGCUCACUGCAGCAACGCGUGAGCUCACUGCAGCAAGGCGUGAGCUCACUGCAGCAACGCGUGAGCUCACUGCAGCAACGCGUGAGCUCACUGCAGCAAGGCGUGAGCUCACUGCAGCAAGGCGUGAGCUCACUGCAGCAACGCGUGAGCUCACUGCAGCAAGGCGUGAGCUCACUGCAGCAAGGCGUGAGCUCACUGCAGCAAGGCAUGAGCUCACUGCAGCAACGCGUGAGCUCACUGCAGCAACGCGUGAGCUCACUGCAGCAACGCGUGAGCUCACUGCAGCAACGCGUGAGCUCACUGCAGCAAGGCGUGAGCUCACUGCAGCAAGGCGUGAGCUCACUGCAGCAAGGCGUGAGCUCACUGCAGCAACGCGUGAGCUCACUGCAGCAAGGCGUGAGCUCACUGCAGCAAGGCGUGAGCUCACUGCAGCAACGCGUGAGCUCACUGCAGCAACGCGUGAGCUCACUGCAGCAAGGCGUGAGCUCACUGCAGCAAGGCGUGAGCUCACUGCAGCAACGCGUGAGCUCACUGCAGCAACGCGUGAGCUCACUGCAGCAAGGCGUGAGCUCACUGCAGCAAGGCGUGAGCUCACUGCAGCAAUGCGUGAGCUCACUGCAGCAACGCGUGAGCUCACUGCAGCAAGGCGUGAGCUCACUGCAGCAAUGCGUGAGCUCACUGCAGCAACGCGUGAGCUCACUGCAGCAAGGCGUGAGCUCACUGCAGCAACGCGUGAGCUCACUGCAGCAAGGCGUGAGCUCACUGCAGCAACGCGUGAGCUCACUGCAGCAACGCGUGAGCUCACUGCAGCAAGGCGUGAGCUCACUGCAGCAACGCGUGAGCUCACUGCAGCAACGCGUGAGCUCACUGCAGCAACGCGUGAGCUCACUGCAGCAACGCGUGAGCUCACUGCAGCAAGGCGUGAGCUCACUGCAGCAAGGCGUGAGCUCACUGCAGCAAGGCGUGAGCUCACUGCAGCAAGGCGUGAGCUCACUGCAGCAACGCGUGAGCUCACUGCAGCAAGGCGUGAGCUCACUGCAGCAAGGCGUGAGCUCACUGCAGCAACGCGUGAGCUCACUGCAGCAACGCGUGAGCUCACUGCAGCAACGCGUGAGCUCACUGCAGCAAGGCGUGAGCUCACUGCAGCAACGCGUGAGCUCACUGCAGCAAGGCGUGAGCUCACUGCAGCAAGGCGUGAGCUCACUGCAGCAACGCGUGAGCUCACUGCAGCAAGGCGUGAGCUCACUGCAGCAACGCGUGAGCUCACUGCAGCAAGGCGUGAGCUCACUGCAGCAAGGCGUGAGCUCACUGCAGCAAGGCGUGAGCUCACUGCAGCAAUGCGUGAGCUCACUGCAGCAACGCGUGAGCUCACUGCAGCAAGGCGUGAGCUCACUGCAGCAAGGCGUGAGCUCACUGCAGCAAUGCGUGAGCUCACUGCAGCAAGGCGUGAGCUCACUGCAGCAAGGCGUGAGCUCACUGCAGCAACGCGUGAGCUCACUGCAGCAACGCGUGAGCUCACUGCAGCAAGGCGUGAGCUCACUGCAGCAACGCGUGAGCUCACUGCAGCAACGCGUGAGCUCACUGCAGCAACGCGUGAGCUCACUGCAGCAACGCGUGAGCUCACUGCAGCAAGGCGUGAGCUCACUGCAGCAACGCGUGAGCUCACUGCAGCAAGGCGUGAGCUCACUGCAGCAAGGCGUGAGCUCACUGCAGCAAGGCGUGAGCUCACUGCAGCAACGCGUGAGCUCACUGCAGCAACGCGUGAGCUCACUGCAGCAAGGCGUGAGCUCACUGCAGCAACGCGUGAGCUCACUGCAGCAACGCGUGAGCUCACUGCAGCAACGCGUGAGCUCACUGCAGCAAGGCGUGAGCUCACUGCAGCAAGGCGUGAGCUCACUGCAGCAACGCGUGAGCUCACUGCAGCAACGCGUGAGCUCACUGCAGCAACGCGUGAGCUCACUGCAGCAAGGCGUGAGCUCACUGCAGCAAGGCGUGAGCUCACUGCAGCAAGGCGUGAGCUCACUGCAGCAAGGCGUGAGCUCACUGCAGCAACGCGUGAGCUCACUGCAGCAACGCGUGAGCUCACUGCAGCAACGCGUGAGCUCACUGCAGCAAGGCGUGAGCUCACUGCAGCAACGCGUGAGCUCACUGCAGCAAGGCGUGAGCUCACUGCAGCAACGCGUGAGCUCACUGCAGCAAGGCGUGAGCUCACUGCAGCAACGCGUGAGCUCACUGCAGCAAGGCGUGAGCUCACUGCAGCAAGGCGUGAGCUCACUGCAGCAACGCGUGAGCUCACUGCAGCAAGGCGUGAGCUCACUGCAGCAACGCGUGAGCUCACUGCAGCAAGGCGUGAGCUCACUGCAGCAAGGCGUGAGCUCACUGCAGCAAGGCGUGAGCUCACUGCAGCAAGGCGUGAGCUCACUGCAGCAACGCGUGAGCUCACUGCAGCAAGGCGUGAGCUCACUGCAGCAAGGCGUGAGCUCACUGCAGCAAGGCGUGAGCUCACUGCAGCAAGGCGUGAGCUCACUGCAGCAAGGCGUGAGCUCACUGCAGCAACGCGUGAGCUCACUGCAGCAACGCGUGAGCUCACUGCAGCAAGGCGUGAGCUCACUGCAGCAAGGCGUGAGCUCACUGCAGCAAGGCGUGAGCUCACUGCAGCAACGCGUGAGCUCACUGCAGCAACGCGUGAGCUCACUGCAGCAAGGCGUGAGCUCACUGCAGCAAGGCGUGAGCUCACUGCAGCAAGGCGUGAGCUCACUGCAGCAAGGCGUGAGCUCACUGCAGCAACGCGUGAGCUCACUGCAGCAAGGCGUGAGCUCACUGCAGCAACGCGUGAGCUCACUGCAGCAACGCGUGAGCUCACUGCAGCAAGGCGUGAGCUCACUGCAGCAACGCGUGAGCUCACUGCAGCAAGGCGUGAGCUCACUGCAGCAACGCGUGAGCUCACUGCAGCAACGCGUGAGCUCACUGCAGCAAGGCGUGAGCUCACUGCAGCAAGGCGUGAGCUCACUGCAGCAAGGCGUGAGCUCACUGCAGCAAGGCGUGAGCUCACUGCAGCAACGCGUGAGCUCACUGCAGCAAGGCGUGAGCUCACUGCAGCAAGGCGUGAGCUCACUGCAGCAAGGCGUGAGCUCACUGCAGCAAGGCGUGAGCUCACUGCAGCAACGCGUGAGCUCACUGCAGCAAGGCGUGAGCUCACUGCAGCAAGGCGUGAGCUCACUGCAGCAACGCGUGAGCUCACUGCAGCAAGGCGUGAGCUCACUGCAGCAACGCGUGAGCUCACUGCAGCAAGGCGUGAGCUCACUGCAGCAACGCGUGAGCUCACUGCAGCAAGGCGUGAGCUCACUGCAGCAACGCGUGAGCUCACUGCAGCAACGCGUGAGCUCACUGCAGCAACGCGUGAGCUCACUGCAGCAACGCGUGAGCUCACUGCAGCAAGGCGUGAGCUCACUGCAGCAAGGCGUGAGCUCACUGCAGCAACGCGUGAGCUCACUGCAGCAAGGCGUGAGCUCACUGCAGCAACGCGUGAGCUCACUGCAGCAAGGCGUGAGCUCACUGCAGCAAGGCGUGAGCUCACUGCAGCAAGGCGUGAGCUCACUGCAGCAAGGCGUGAGCUCACUGCAGCAAGGCGUGAGCUCACUGCAGCAAGGCGUGAGCUCACUGCAGCAACGCGUGAGCUCACUGCAGCAACGCGUGAGCUCACUGCAGCAAGGCGUGAGCUCACUGCAGCAAGGCGUGAGCUCACUGCAGCAAGGCGUGAGCUCACUGCAGCAACGCGUGAGCUCACUGCAGCAAGGCGUGAGCUCACUGCAGCAAGGCGUGAGCUCACUGCAGCAACGCGUGAGCUCACUGCAGCAAGGCGUGAGCUCACUGCAGCAACGCGUGAGCUCACUGCAGCAAGGCGUGAGCUCACUGCAGCAAGGCGUGAGCUCACUGCAGCAACGCGUGAGCUCACUGCAGCAAGGCGUGAGCUCACUGCAGCAACGCGUGAGCUCACUGCAGCAACGCGUGAGCUCACUGCAGCAAGGCGUGAGCUCACUGCAGCAAGGCGUGAGCUCACUGCAGCAAGGCGUGAGCUCACUGCAGCAACGCGUGAGCUCACUGCAGCAACGCGUGAGCUCACUGCAGCAACGCGUGAGCUCACUGCAGCAAGGCGUGAGCUCACUGCAGCAAGGCGUGAGCUCACUGCAGCAAGGCGUGAGCUCACUGCAGCAAGGCGUGAGCUCACUGCAGCAACGCGUGAGCUCACUGCAGCAACGCGUGAGCUCACUGCAGCAAGGCGUGAGCUCACUGCAGCAAGGCGUGAGCUCACUGCAGCAACGCGUGAGCUCACUGCAGCAACGCGUGAGCUCACUGCAGCAACGCGUGAGCUCACUGCAGCAAGGCGUGAGCUCACUGCAGCAACGCGUGAGCUCACUGCAGCAAGGCGUGAGCUCACUGCAGCAAGGCGUGAGCUCACUGCAGCAACGCGUGAGCUCACUGCAGCAAGGCGUGAGCUCACUGCAGCAACGCGUGAGCUCACUGCAGCAAGGCGUGAGCUCACUGCAGCAAGGCGUGAGCUCACUGCAGCAAGGCGUGAGCUCACUGCAGCAAGGCGUGAGCUCACUGCAGCAACGCGUGAGCUCACUGCAGCAAGGCGUGAGCUCACUGCAGCAAGGCGUGAGCUCACUGCAGCAAGGCGUGAGCUCACUGCAGCAAGGCGUGAGCUCACUGCAGCAAGGCGUGAGCUCACUGCAGCAACGCGUGAGCUCACUGCAGCAACGCGUGAGCUCACUGCAGCAAGGCGUGAGCUCACUGCAGCAAGGCGUGAGCUCACUGCAGCAAUGCGUGAGCUCACUGCAGCAACGCGUGAGCUCACUGCAGCAAGGCGUGAGCUCACUGCAGCAAGGCGUGAGCUCACUGCAGCAACGCGUGAGCUCACUGCAGCAAGGCGUGAGCUCACUGCAGCAACGCGUGAGCUCACUGCAGCAAGGCGUGAGCUCACUGCAGCAAGGCGUGAGCUCACUGCAGCAACGCGUGAGCUCACUGCAGCAAGGCGUGAGCUCACUGCAGCAAGGCGUGAGCUCACUGCAGCAAGGCGUGAGCUCACUGCAGCAAGGCGUGAGCUCACUGCAGCAAUGCGUGAGCUCACUGCAGCAACGCGUGAGCUCACUGCAGCAAGGCGUGAGCUCACUGCAGCAAGGCGUGAGCUCACUGCAGCAAGGCGUGAGCUCACUGCAGCAAUGCGUGAGCUCACUGCAGCAACGCGUGAGCUCACUGCAGCAAGGCGUGAGCUCACUGCAGCAAGGCGUGAGCUCACUGCAGCAACGCGUGAGCUCACUGCAGCAAGGCGUGAGCUCACUGCAGCAACGCGUGAGCUCACUGCAGCAAGGCGUGAGCUCACUGCAGCAACGCGUGAGCUCACUGCAGCAAGGCGUGAGCUCACUGCAGCAACGCGUGAGCUCACUGCAGCAACGCGUGAGCUCACUGCAGCAAGGCGUGAGCUCACUGCAGCAACGCGUGAGCUCACUGCAGCAAGGCGUGAGCUCACUGCAGCAAGGCGUGAGCUCACUGCAGCAACGCGUGAGCUCACUGCAGCAAUGCGUGAGCUCACUGCAGCAACGCGUGAGCUCACUGCAGCAAGGCGUGAGCUCACUGCAGCAAGGCGUGAGCUCACUGCAGCAAGGCGUGAGCUCACUGCAGCAAGGCGUGAGCUCACUGCAGCAACGCGUGAGCUCACUGCAGCAAGGCGUGAGCUCACUGCAGCAAUGCGUGAGCUCACUGCAGCAAUGCGUGAGCUCACUGCAGCAAGGCGUGAGCUCACUGCAGCAAGGCGUGAGCUCACUGCAGCAACGCGUGAGCUCACUGCAGCAACGCGUGAGCUCACUGCAGCAAGGCGUGAGCUCACUGCAGCAAGGCGUGAGCUCACUGCAGCAAUGCGUGAGCUCACUGCAGCAACGCGUGAGCUCACUGCAGCAAGGCGUGAGCUCACUGCAGCAAUGCGUGAGCUCACUGCAGCAACGCGUGAGCUCACUGCAGCAAGGCGUGAGCUCACUGCAGCAACGCGUGAGCUCACUGCAGCAAGGCGUGAGCUCACUGCAGCAAGGCGUGAGCUCACUGCAGCAACGCGUGAGCUCACUGCAGCAAGGCGUGAGCUCACUGCAGCAACGCGUGAGCUCACUGCAGCAACGUGUGAGCUCACUGCAGCAACGCGUGAGCUCACUGCAGCAAGGCGUGAGCUCACUGCAGCAAGGCGUGAGCUCACUGCAGCAACGCGUGAGCUCACUGCAGCAACGCGUGAGCUCACUGCAGCAACGCGUGAGCUCACUGCAGCAAGGCGUGAGCUCACUGCAGCAAGGCGUGAGCUCACUGCAGCAAGGCGUGAGCUCACUGCAGCAAGGCGUGAGCUCACUGCAGCAAGGCGUGAGCUCACUGCAGCAACGCGUGAGCUCACUGCAGCAACGCGUGAGCUCACUGCAGCAACGCGUGAGCUCACUGCAGCAACGCGUGAGCUCACUGCAGCAAGGCGUGAGCUCACUGCAGCAAGGCGUGAGCUCACUGCAGCAAGGCGUGAGCUCACUGCAGCAAGGCGUGAGCUCACUGCAGCAACGCGUGAGCUCACUGCAGCAAGGCGUGAGCUCACUGCAGCAACGCGUGAGCUCACUGCAGCAAGGCGUGAGCUCACUGCAGCAACGCGUGAGCUCACUGCAGCAAGGCGUGAGCUCACUGCAGCAAGGCGUGAGCUCACUGCAGCAAGGCGUGAGCUCACUGCAGCAAGGCGUGAGCUCACUGCAGCAAGGCGUGAGCUCACUGCAGCAAGGCGUGAGCUCACUGCAGCAACGCGUGAGCUCACUGCAGCAACGCGUGAGCUCACUGCAGCAACGCGUGAGCUCACUGCAGCAAGGCGUGAGCUCACUGCAGCAACGCGUGAGCUCACUGCAGCAAGGCGUGAGCUCACUGCAGCAAGGCGUGAGCUCACUGCAGCAAGGCGUGAGCUCACUGCAGCAACGCGUGAGCUCACUGCAGCAACGCGUGAGCUCACUGCAGCAACGCGUGAGCUCACUGCAGCAACGCGUGAGCUCACUGCAGCAACGUGUGAGCUCACUGCAGCAAGGCGUGAGCUCACUGCAGCAACGCGUGAGCUCACUGCAGCAACGCGUGAGCUCACUGCAGCAACGCGUGAGCUCACUGCAGCAAGGCGUGAGCUCACUGCAGCAACGCGUGAGCUCACUGCAGCAAGGCGUGAGCUCACUGCAGCAACGCGUGAGCUCACUGCAGCAAGGCGUGAGCUCACUGCAGCAAGGCGUGAGCUCACUGCAGCAAGGCGUGAGCUCACUGCAGCAAGGCGUGAGCUCACUGCAGCAACGCGUGAGCUCACUGCAGCAAGGCGUGAGCUCACUGCAGCAAGGCGUGAGCUCACUGCAGCAAGGCGUGAGCUCACUGCAGCAAGGCGUGAGCUCACUGCAGCAACGCGUGAGCUCACUGCAGCAAGGCGUGAGCUCACUGCAGCAACGCGUGAGCUCACUGCAGCAAGGCGUGAGCUCACUGCAGCAAGGCGUGAGCUCACUGCAGCAACGCGUGAGCUCACUGCAGCAAGGCGUGAGCUCACUGCAGCAACGCGUGAGCUCACUGCAGCAAGGCGUGAGCUCACUGCAGCAAGGCGUGAGCUCACUGCAGCAAGGCGUGAGCUCACUGCAGCAAGGCGUGAGCUCACUGCAGCAAGGCGUGAGCUCACUGCAGCAAGGCGUGAGCUCACUGCAGCAAGGCGUGAGCUCACUGCAGCAAGGCGUGAGCUCACUGCAGCAACGCGUGAGCUCACUGCAGCAAGGCGUGAGCUCACUGCAGCAAGGCGUGAGCUCACUGCAGCAACGCGUGAGCUCACUGCAGCAAGGCGUGAGCUCACUGCAGCAACGCGUGAGCUCACUGCAGCAACGCGUGAGCUCACUGCAGCAACGCGUGAGCUCACUGCAGCAAGGCGUGAGCUCACUGCAGCAAGGCGUGAGCUCACUGCAGCAAGGCGUGAGCUCACUGCAGCAACGCGUGAGCUCACUGCAGCAACGCGUGAGCUCACUGCAGCAAGGCGUGAGCUCACUGCAGCAAGGCGUGAGCUCACUGCAGCAAGGCGUGAGCUCACUGCAGCAACGCGUGAGCUCACUGCAGCAAGGCGUGAGCUCACUGCAGCAACGCGUGAGCUCACUGCAGCAAGGCGUGAGCUCACUGCAGCAACGCGUGAGCUCACUGCAGCAAGGCGUGAGCUCACUGCAGCAACGCGUGAGCUCACUGCAGCAAGGCGUGAGCUCACUGCAGCAACGCGUGAGCUCACUGCAGCAAGGCGUGAGCUCACUGCAGCAAGGCGUGAGCUCACUGCAGCAAGGCGUGAGCUCACUGCAGCAACGCGUGAGCUCACUGCAGCAACGCGUGAGCUCACUGCAGCAACGCGUGAGCUCACUGCAGCAACGCGUGAGCUCACUGCAGCAACGCGUGAGCUCACUGCAGCAAGGCGUGAGCUCACUGCAGCAACGCGUGAGCUCACUGCAGCAAGGCGUGAGCUCACUGCAGCAACGCGUGAGCUCACUGCAGCAAGGCGUGAGCUCACUGCAGCAACGCGUGAGCUCACUGCAGCAAGGCGUGAGCUCACUGCAGCAACGCGUGAGCUCACUGCAGCAAGGCGUGAGCUCACUGCAGCAAGGCGUGAGCUCACUGCAGCAAGGCGUGAGCUCACUGCAGCAAGGCGUGAGCUCACUGCAGCAACGCGUGAGCUCACUGCAGCAAGGCGUGAGCUCACUGCAGCAAGGCGUGAGCUCACUGCAGCAAGGCGUGAGCUCACUGCAGCAACGCGUGAGCUCACUGCAGCAACGCGUGAGCUCACUGCAGCAAGGCGUGAGCUCACUGCAGCAACGCGUGAGCUCACUGCAGCAAGGCGUGAGCUCACUGCAGCAAGGCGUGAGCUCACUGCAGCAAGGCGUGAGCUCACUGCAGCAAGGCGUGAGCUCACUGCAGCAAGGCGUGAGCUCACUGCAGCAAGGCGUGAGCUCACUGCAGCAAGGCGUGAGCUCACUGCAGCAACGCGUGAGCUCACUGCAGCAAGGCGUGAGCUCACUGCAGCAACGCGUGAGCUCACUGCAGCAAGGCGUGAGCUCACUGCAGCAACGCGUGAGCUCACUGCAGCAAGGCGUGAGCUCACUGCAGCAAGGCGUGAGCUCACUGCAGCAACGCGUGAGCUCACUGCAGCAACGCGUGAGCUCACUGCAGCAAGGCGUGAGCUCACUGCAGCAAGGCGUGAGCUCACUGCAGCAACGCGUGAGCUCACUGCAGCAAGGCGUGAGCUCACUGCAGCAAGGCGUGAGCUCACUGCAGCAACGCGUGAGCUCACUGCAGCAAGGCGUGAGCUCACUGCAGCAACGCGUGAGCUCACUGCAGCAACGCGUGAGCUCACUGCAGCAACGCGUGAGCUCACUGCAGCAAGGCGUGAGCUCACUGCAGCAAGGCGUGAGCUCACUGCAGCAAGGCGUGAGCUCACUGCAGCAAGGCGUGAGCUCACUGCAGCAACGCGUGAGCUCACUGCAGCAAGGCGUGAGCUCACUGCAGCAACGCGUGAGCUCACUGCAGCAAGGCGUGAGCUCACUGCAGCAACGCGUGAGCUCACUGCAGCAAGGCGUGAGCUCACUGCAGCAACGCGUGAGCUCACUGCAGCAAGGCGUGAGCUCACUGCAGCAAGGCGUGAGCUCACUGCAGCAAGGCGUGAGCUCACUGCAGCAACGCGUGAGCUCACUGCAGCAACGCGUGAGCUCACUGCAGCAACGCGUGAGCUCACUGCAGCAACGCGUGAGCUCACUGCAGCAACGCGUGAGCUCACUGCAGCAAGGCGUGAGCUCACUGCAGCAACGCGUGAGCUCACUGCAGCAAGGCGUGAGCUCACUGCAGCAACGCGUGAGCUCACUGCAGCAAGGCGUGAGCUCACUGCAGCAACGCGUGAGCUCACUGCAGCAAGGCGUGAGCUCACUGCAGCAAGGCGUGAGCUCACUGCAGCAAGGCGUGAGCUCACUGCAGCAAGGCGUGAGCUCACUGCAGCAAGGCGUGAGCUCACUGCAGCAAGGCGUGAGCUCACUGCAGCAAGGCGUGAGCUCACUGCAGCAAGGCGUGAGCUCACUGCAGCAACGCGUGAGCUCACUGCAGCAAGGCGUGAGCUCACUGCAGCAAGGCGUGAGCUCACUGCAGCAACGCGUGAGCUCACUGCAGCAAGGCGUGAGCUCACUGCAGCAACGCGUGAGCUCACUGCAGCAAGGCGUGAGCUCACUGCAGCAACGCGUGAGCUCACUGCAGCAAGGCGUGAGCUCACUGCAGCAACGCGUGAGCUCACUGCAGCAACGCGUGAGCUCACUGCAGCAACGCGUGAGCUCACUGCAGCAAGGCGUGAGCUCACUGCAGCAAGGCGUGAGCUCACUGCAGCAAGGCGUGAGCUCACUGCAGCAAGGCGUGAGCUCACUGCAGCAAGGCGUGAGCUCACUGCAGCAAGGCGUGAGCUCACUGCAGCAACGCGUGAGCUCACUGCAGCAAGGCGUGAGCUCACUGCAGCAACGCGUGAGCUCACUGCAGCAAGGCGUGAGCUCACUGCAGCAACGCGUGAGCUCACUGCAGCAAGGCGUGAGCUCACUGCAGCAAGGCGUGAGCUCACUGCAGCAAGGCGUGAGCUCACUGCAGCAAGGCGUGAGCUCACUGCAGCAAGGCGUGAGCUCACUGCAGCAAGGCGUGAGCUCACUGCAGCAACGCGUGAGCUCACUGCAGCAAGGCGUGAGCUCACUGCAGCAAGGCGUGAGCUCACUGCAGCAAGGCGUGAGCUCACUGCAGCAAGGCGUGAGCUCACUGCAGCAACGCGUGAGCUCACUGCAGCAAGGCGUGAGCUCACUGCAGCAAGGCGUGAGCUCACUGCAGCAACGCGUGAGCUCACUGCAGCAAGGCGUGAGCUCACUGCAGCAACGCGUGAGCUCACUGCAGCAAGGCGUGAGCUCACUGCAGCAACGCGUGAGCUCACUGCAGCAAGGCGUGAGCUCACUGCAGCAACGCGUGAGCUCACUGCAGCAACGCGUGAGCUCACUGCAGCAAGGCGUGAGCUCACUGCAGCAACGCGUGAGCUCACUGCAGCAAGGCGUGAGCUCACUGCAGCAAGGCGUGAGCUCACUGCAGCAAGGCGUGAGCUCACUGCAGCAAGGCGUGAGCUCACUGCAGCAACGCGUGAGCUCACUGCAGCAAGGCGUGAGCUCACUGCAGCAAGGCGUGAGCUCACUGCAGCAACGCGUGAGCUCACUGCAGCAAGGCGUGAGCUCACUGCAGCAACGCGUGAGCUCACUGCAGCAAGGCGUGAGCUCACUGCAGCAACGCGUGAGCUCACUGCAGCAAGGCGUGAGCUCACUGCAGCAACGCGUGAGCUCACUGCAGCAAGGCGUGAGCUCACUGCAGCAACGCGUGAGCUCACUGCAGCAACGCGUGAGCUCACUGCAGCAAGGCGUGAGCUCACUGCAGCAACGCGUGAGCUCACUGCAGCAAGGCGUGAGCUCACUGCAGCAAGGCGUGAGCUCACUGCAGCAACGCGUGAGCUCACUGCAGCAAGGCGUGAGCUCACUGCAGCAACGCGUGAGCUCACUGCAGCAACGCGUGAGCUCACUGCAGCAAGGCGUGAGCUCACUGCAGCAACGCGUGAGCUCACUGCAGCAAGGCGUGAGCUCACUGCAGCAAGGCGUGAGCUCACUGCAGCAAGGCGUGAGCUCACUGCAGCAAGGCGUGAGCUCACUGCAGCAACGCGUGAGCUCACUGCAGCAAGGCGUGAGCUCACUGCAGCAACGCGUGAGCUCACUGCAGCAAGGCGUGAGCUCACUGCAGCAAGGCGUGAGCUCACUGCAGCAACGCGUGAGCUCACUGCAGCAAGGCGUGAGCUCACUGCAGCAACGCGUGAGCUCACUGCAGCAAGGCGUGAGCUCACUGCAGCAAGGCGUGAGCUCACUGCAGCAAGGCGUGAGCUCACUGCAGCAAGGCGUGAGCUCACUGCAGCAACGCGUGAGCUCACUGCAGCAACGCGUGAGCUCACUGCAGCAAGGCGUGAGCUCACUGCAGCAAGGCGUGAGCUCACUGCAGCAAGGCGUGAGCUCACUGCAGCAAGGCGUGAGCUCACUGCAGCAACGCGUGAGCUCACUGCAGCAAGGCGUGAGCUCACUGCAGCAAGGCGUGAGCUCACUGCAGCAACGCGUGAGCUCACUGCAGCAAGGCGUGAGCUCACUGCAGCAACGCGUGAGCUCACUGCAGCAAGGCGUGAGCUCACUGCAGCAACGCGUGAGCUCACUGCAGCAAGGCGUGAGCUCACUGCAGCAACGCGUGAGCUCACUGCAGCAACGCGUGAGCUCACUGCAGCAAGGCGUGAGCUCACUGCAGCAAGGCGUGAGCUCACUGCAGCAAGGCGUGAGCUCACUGCAGCAACGCGUGAGCUCACUGCAGCAAGGCGUGAGCUCACUGCAGCAAGGCGUGAGCUCACUGCAGCAAGGCGUGAGCUCACUGCAGCAAGGCGUGAGCUCACUGCAGCAAGGCGUGAGCUCACUGCAGCAAGGCGUGAGCUCACUGCAGCAAGGCGUGAGCUCACUGCAGCAAGGCGUGAGCUCACUGCAGCAACGCGUGAGCUCACUGCAGCAAGGCGUGAGCUCACUGCAGCAAGGCGUGAGCUCACUGCAGCAACGCGUGAGCUCACUGCAGCAACGCGUGAGCUCACUGCAGCAAGGUGUGAGCUCACUGCAGCAACGCGUGAGCUCACUGCAGCAAGGCGUGAGCUCACUGCAGCAAGGCGUGAGCUCACUGCAGCAACGCGUGAGCUCACUGCAGCAAGGCGUGAGCUCACUGCAGCAACGCGUGAGCUCACUGCAGCAACGCGUGAGCUCACUGCAGCAAGGCGUGAGCUCACUGCAGCAAGGCGUGAGCUCACUGCAGCAAGGCGUGAGCUCACUGCAGCAACGCGUGAGCUCACUGCAGCAAGGCGUGAGCUCACUGCAGCAACGCGUGAGCUCACUGCAGCAAGGCGUGAGCUCACUGCAGCAAGGCGUGAGCUCACUGCAGCAAGGCCAAGGCGUGAGCUCACUGCAGCAAGGCGUGAGCUCACUGCAGCAAGGCGUGAGCUCACUGCAGCAAGGCGUGAGCUCACUGCAGCAAGGCGUGAGCUCACUGCAGCAAGGCGUGAGCUCACUGCAGCAACAAGUGAGCUCACUGCAGCAAGGCGUGAGCUCACUGCAGCAAGGCGUGAGCUCACUGCAGCAAGGCGUGAGCUCACUGCAGCAACGCGUGAGCUCACUGCAGCAACGCGUGAGCUCACUGCAGCAACGCGUGAGCUCACUGCAGCAAGGCGUGAGCUCACUGCAGCAAGGCGUGAGCUCACUGCAGCAAGGCGUGAGCUCACUGCAGCAAGGCGUGAGCUCACUGCAGCAAGGCGUGAGCUCACUGCAGCAAGGCGUGAGCUCACUGCAGCAAGGCGUGAGCUCACUGCAGCAAGGCGUGAGCUCACUGCAGCAAGGCGUGAGCUCACUGCAGCAAGGCGUGAGCUCACUGCAGCAAGGCGUGAGCUCACUGCAGCAAGGCGUGAGCUCACUGCAGCAAGGCGUGAGCUCACUGCAGCAACGCGUGAGCUCACUGCAGCAAGGCGUGAGCUCACUGCAGCAAGGCGUGAGCUCACUGCAGCAAGGCGUGAGCUCACUGCAGCAACGCGUGAGCUCACUGCAGCAACGCGUGAGCUCACUGCAGCAAGGCGUGAGCUCACUGCAGCAAGGCGUGAGCUCACUGCAGCAACGCGUGAGCUCACUGCAGCAAGGCGUGAGCUCACUGCAGCAAGGCGUGAGCUCACUGCAGCAAGGCGUGAGCUCACUGCAGCAAGGCGUGAGCUCACUGCAGCAACGCGUGAGCUCACUGCAGCAACGCGUGAGCUCACUGCAGCAAGGCGUGAGCUCACUGCAGCAAGGCGUGAGCUCACUGCAGCAAGGCGUGAGCUCACUGCAGCAAGGCGUGAGCUCACUGCAGCAAGGCGUGAGCUCACUGCAGCAACGCGUGAGCUCACUGCAGCAAGGCGUGAGCUCACUGCAGCAAGGCGUGAGCUCACUGCAGCAAGGCGUGAGCUCACUGCAGCAAGGCGUGAGCUCACUGCAGCAAGGCGUGAGCUCACUGCAGCAAGGCGUGAGCUCACUGCAGCAAGGCGUGAGCUCACUGCAGCAACGCGUGAGCUCACUGCAGCAAGGCGUGAGCUCACUGCAGCAAGGCGUGAGCUCACUGCAGCAACGCGUGAGCUCACUGCAGCAAGGCGUGAGCUCACUGCAGCAACGCGUGAGCUCACUGCAGCAAGGCGUGAGCUCACUGCAGCAAGGCGUGAGCUCACUGCAGCAAGGCGUGAGCUCACUGCAGCAAGGCGUGAGCUCACUGCAGCAACGCGUGAGCUCACUGCAGCAAGGCGUGAGCUCACUGCAGCAAGGCGUGAGCUCACUGCAGCAAGGCGUGAGCUCACUGCAGCAAGGCGUGAGCUCACUGCAGCAAGGCGUGAGCUCACUGCAGCAAGGCGUGAGCUCACUGCAGCAAGGCGUGAGCUCACUGCAGCAAGGCGUGAGCUCACUGCAGCAAGGCGUGAGCUCACUGCAGCAACGCGUGAGCUCACUGCAGCAAGGCGUGAGCUCACUGCAGCAACGCGUGAGCUCACUGCAGCAAGGCGUGAGCUCACUGCAGCAAGGCGUGAGCUCACUGCAGCAAGGCAUGAGCUCACUGCAGCAAGGCGUGAGCUCACUGCAGCAAGGCGUGAGCUCACUGCAGCAACGCGUGAGCUCACUGCAGCAAGGCGUGAGCUCACUGCAGCAACGCGUGAGCUCACUGCAGCAAGGCGUGAGCUCACUGCAGCAACGCGUGAGCUCACUGCAGCAACGCGUGAGCUCACUGCAGCAAGGCGUGAGCUCACUGCAGCAAGGCGUGAGCUCACUGCAGCAAGGCGUGAGCUCACUGCAGCAAGGCGUGAGCUCACUGCAGCAACGCGUGAGCUCACUGCAGCAAGGCGUGAGCUCACUGCAGCAAGGCGUGAGCUCACUGCAGCAAGGCGUGAGCUCACUGCAGCAAGGCGUGAGCUCACUGCAGCAAGGCGUGAGCUCACUGCAGCAAGGCGUGAGCUCACUGCAGCAACGCGUGAGCUCACUGCAGCAAGGCGUGAGCUCACUGCAGCAACGCGUGAGCUCACUGCAGCAAGGCGUGAGCUCACUGCAGCAACGCGUGAGCUCACUGCAGCAACGCGUGAGCUCACUGCAGCAAGGCGUGAGCUCACUGCAGCAACGCGUGAGCUCACUGCAGCAAGGCGUGAGCUCACUGCAGCAAGGCGUGAGCUCACUGCAGCAACGCGUGAGCUCACUGCAGCAAGGCGUGAGCUCACUGCAGCAACGCGUGAGCUCACUGCAGCAAGGCGUGAGCUCACUGCAGCAAGGCGUGAGCUCACUGCAGCAAGGCGUGAGCUCACUGCAGCAACGCGUGAGCUCACUGCAGCAACGCGUGAGCUCACUGCAGCAACGCGUGAGCUCACUGCAGCAACGCGUGAGCUCACUGCAGCAACGCGUGAGCUCACUGCAGCAACGCGUGAGCUCACUGCAGCAAGGCGUGAGCUCACUGCAGCAACGCGUGAGCUCACUGCAGCAAGGCGUGAGCUCACUGCAGCAAGGCGUGAGCUCACUGCAGCAAGGCGUGAGCUCACUGCAGCAAGGCGUGAGCUCACUGCAGCAACGCGUGAGCUCACUGCAGCAAGGCGUGAGCUCACUGCAGCAAGGCGUGAGCUCACUGCAGCAAGGCGUGAGCUCACUGCAGCAAGGCGUGAGCUCACUGCAGCAACGCGUGAGCUCACUGCAGCAAGGCGUGAGCUCACUGCAGCAACGCGUGAGCUCACUGCAGCAAGGCGUGAGCUCACUGCAGCAAGGCGUGAGCUCACUGCAGCAACGCGUGAGCUCACUGCAGCAAGGCGUGAGCUCACUGCAGCAACGCGUGAGCUCACUGCAGCAAGGCGUGAGCUCACUGCAGCAAGGCGUGAGCUCACUGCAGCAAGGCGUGAGCUCACUGCAGCAAGGCGUGAGCUCACUGCAGCAAGGCGUGAGCUCACUGCAGCAACGCGUGAGCUCACUGCAGCAAGGCGUGAGCUCACUGCAGCAAGGCGUGAGCUCACUGCAGCAAGGCGUGAGCUCACUGCAGCAACGCGUGAGCUCACUGCAGCAACGCGUGAGCUCACUGCAGCAAGGCGUGAGCUCACUGCAGCAAGGCGUGAGCUCACUGCAGCAACGCGUGAGCUCACUGCAGCAAGGCGUGAGCUCACUGCAGCAACGCGUGAGCUCACUGCAGCAACGCGUGAGCUCACUGCAGCAAGGCGUGAGCUCACUGCAGCAAGGCGUGAGCUCACUGCAGCAACGCGUGAGCUCACUGCAGCAACGCGUGAGCUCACUGCAGCAAGGCGUGAGCUCACUGCAGCAAGGCGUGAGCUCACUGCAGCAACGCGUGAGCUCACUGCAGCAAGGCGUGAGCUCACUGCAGCAAGGCGUGAGCUCACUGCAGCAAGGCGUGAGCUCACUGCAGCAAGGCGUGAGCUCACUGCAGCAAGGCGUGAGCUCACUGCAGCAAGGCGUGAGCUCACUGCAGCAACGCGUGAGCUCACUGCAGCAACGCGUGAGCUCACUGCAGCAACGCGUGAGCUCACUGCAGCAAGGCGUGAGCUCACUGCAGCAAGGCGUGAGCUCACUGCAGCAACGCGUGAGCUCACUGCAGCAACGCGUGAGCUCACUGCAGCAAGGCGUGAGCUCACUGCAGCAAGGCGUGAGCUCACUGCAGCAAGGCGUGAGCUCACUGCAGCAAGGCGUGAGCUCACUGCAGCAAGGCGUGAGCUCACUGCAGCAACGCGUGAGCUCACUGCAGCAAGGCGUGAGCUCACUGCAGCAAGGCGUGAGCUCACUGCAGCAAGGCGUGAGCUCACUGCAGCAACGCGUGAGCUCACUGCAGCAACGCGUGAGCUCACUGCAGCAACGCGUGAGCUCACUGCAGCAACAAGUGAGCUCACUGCAGCAACGCGUGAGCUCACUGCAGCAAGGCGUGAGCUCACUGCAGCAACGCGUGAGCUCACUGCAGCAAGGCGUGAGCUCACUGCAGCAAGGCGUGAGCUCACUGCAGCAACGCGUGAGCUCACUGCAGCAAGGCGUGAGCUCACUGCAGCAAGGCGUGAGCUCACUGCAGCAAGGCGUGAGCUCACUGCAGCAAGGCGUGAGCUCACUGCAGCAACGCGUGAGCUCACUGCAGCAAGGCGUGAGCUCACUGCAGCAAGGCGUGAGCUCACUGCAGCAAGGCGUGAGCUCACUGCAGCAAGGCGUGAGCUCACUGCAGCAAGGCGUGAGCUCACUGCAGCAACGCGUGAGCUCACUGCAGCAACGCGUGAGCUCACUGCAGCAAGGCGUGAGCUCACUGCAGCAAGGCGUGAGCUCACUGCAGCAAGGCGUGAGCUCACUGCAGCAACGCGUGAGCUCACUGCAGCAAGGCGUGAGCUCACUGCAGCAAGGCGUGAGCUCACUGCAGCAACGCGUGAGCUCACUGCAGCAAGGCGUGAGCUCACUGCAGCAACGCGUGAGCUCACUGCAGCAAGGCGUGAGCUCACUGCAGCAAGGCGUGAGCUCACUGCAGCAACGCGUGAGCUCACUGCAGCAAGGCGUGAGCUCACUGCAGCAAGGCGUGAGCUCACUGCAGCAAGGCGUGAGCUCACUGCAGCAAGGCGUGAGCUCACUGCAGCAAGGCGUGAGCUCACUGCAGCAACGCGUGAGCUCACUGCAGCAAGGCGUGAGCUCACUGCAGCAAGGCGUGAGCUCACUGCAGCAAGGCGUGAGCUCACUGCAGCAAGGCGUGAGCUCACUGCAGCAACGCGUGAGCUCACUGCAGCAAGGCGUGAGCUCACUGCAGCAAGGCGUGAGCUCACUGCAGCAAGGCGUGAGCUCACUGCAGCAAGGCGUGAGCUCACUGCAGCAAGGCGUGAGCUCACUGCAGCAAGGCGUGAGCUCACUGCAGCAACGCGUGAGCUCACUGCAGCAAGGCGUGAGCUCACUGCAGCAACGCGUGAGCUCACUGCAGCAACGCGUGAGCUCACUGCAGCAACGCGUGAGCUCACUGCAGCAAGGCGUGAGCUCACUGCAGCAAGGCGUGAGCUCACUGCAGCAAGGCGUGAGCUCACUGCAGCAACGCGUGAGCUCACUGCAGCAAGGCGUGAGCUCACUGCAGCAAGGCGUGAGCUCACUGCAGCAACGCGUGAGCUCACUGCAGCAAGGCGUGAGCUCACUGCAGCAAGGCGUGAGCUCACUGCAGCAAGGCGUGAGCUCACUGCAGCAACGCGUGAGCUCACUGCAGCAAGGCGUGAGCUCACUGCAGCAAGGCGUGAGCUCACUGCAGCAAGGCGUGAGCUCACUGCAGCAAGGCGUGAGCUCACUGCAGCAAGGCGUGAGCUCACUGCAGCAAGGCGUGAGCUCACUGCAGCAACGCGUGAGCUCACUGCAGCAAGGCGUGAGCUCACUGCAGCAAGGCGUGAGCUCACUGCAGCAAGGCGUGAGCUCACUGCAGCAAGGCGUGAGCUCACUGCAGCAAGGCGUGAGCUCACUGCAGCAAGGCGUGAGCUCACUGCAGCAAGGCGUGAGCUCACUGCAGCAACGCGUGAGCUCACUGCAGCAAGGCGUGAGCUCACUGCAGCAAGGCGUGAGCUCACUGCAGCAAGGCGUGAGCUCACUGCAGCAAGGCGUGAGCUCACUGCAGCAAGGCGUGAGCUCACUGCAGCAAGGCGUGAGCUCACUGCAGCAACGCGUGAGCUCACUGCAGCAACGCGUGAGCUCACUGCAGCAACGCGUGAGCUCACUGCAGCAAGGCGUGAGCUCACUGCAGCAACGCGUGAGCUCACUGCAGCAACGCGUGAGCUCACUGCAGCAAGGCGUGAGCUCACUGCAGCAACGCGUGAGCUCACUGCAGCAAGGCGUGAGCUCACUGCAGCAAGGCGUGAGCUCACUGCAGCAAGGCGUGAGCUCACUGCAGCAAGGCGUGAGCUCACUGCAGCAAGGCGUGAGCUCACUGCAGCAAGGCGUGAGCUCACUGCAGCAAGGCGUGAGCUCACUGCAGCAAGGCGUGAGCUCACUGCAGCAAGGCGUGAGCUCACUGCAGCAAGGCGUGAGCUCACUGCAGCAAGGCGUGAGCUCACUGCAGCAAGGCGUGAGCUCACUGCAGCAACGCGUGAGCUCACUGCAGCAAGGCGUGAGCUCACUGCAGCAAGGCGUGAGCUCACUGCAGCAAGGCGUGAGCUCACUGCAGCAAGGCGUGAGCUCACUGCAGCAACGCGUGAGCUCACUGCAGCAAGGCGUGAGCUCACUGCAGCAACGCGUGAGCUCACUGCAGCAACGCGUGAGCUCACUGCAGCAAGGCGUGAGCUCACUGCAGCAAGGCGUGAGCUCACUGCAGCAAGGCGUGAGCUCACUGCAGCAAGGCGUGAGCUCACUGCAGCAAGGCGUGAGCUCACUGCAGCAAGGCGUGAGCUCACUGCAGCAAGGCGUGAGCUCACUGCAGCAAGGCGUGAGCUCACUGCAGCAAGGCGUGAGCUCACUGCAGCAAGGCGUGAGCUCACUGCAGCAAGGCGUGAGCUCACUGCAGCAAGGCGUGAGCUCACUGCAGCAACGCGUGAGCUCACUGCAGCAAGGCGUGAGCUCACUGCAGCAAGGCGUGAGCUCACUGCAGCAACGCGUGAGCUCACUGCAGCAAGGCGUGAGCUCACUGCAGCAAGGCGUGAGCUCACUGCAGCAAGGCGUGAGCUCACUGCAGCAAGGCGUGAGCUCACUGCAGCAACGCGUGAGCUCACUGCAGCAAGGCGUGAGCUCACUGCAGCAACGCGUGAGCUCACUGCAGCAACGCGUGAGCUCACUGCAGCAAGGCGUGAGCUCACUGCAGCAAGGCGUGAGCUCACUGCAGCAAGGCGUGAGCUCACUGCAGCAACGCGUGAGCUCACUGCAGCAACGCGUGAGCUCACUGCAGCAAGGCGUGAGCUCACUGCAGCAAGGCGUGAGCUCACUGCAGCAAGGCGUGAGCUCACUGCAGCAAGGCGUGAGCUCACUGCAGCAAGGCGUGAGCUCACUGCAGCAACGCGUGAGCUCACUGCAGCAAGGCGUGAGCUCACUGCAGCAAGGCGUGAGCUCACUGCAGCAAGGCGUGAGCUCACUGCAGCAAGGCGUGAGCUCACUGCAGCAAGGCGUGAGCUCACUGCAGCAAGGCGUGAGCUCACUGCAGCAACGCGUGAGCUCACUGCAGCAAGGCGUGAGCUCACUGCAGCAAGGCGUGAGCUCACUGCAGCAAGGCGUGAGCUCACUGCAGCAACGCGUGAGCUCACUGCAGCAACGCGUGAGCUCACUGCAGCAAGGCGUGAGCUCACUGCAGCAAGGCGUGAGCUCACUGCAGCAAGGCGUGAGCUCACUGCAGCAAGGCGUGAGCUCACUGCAGCAAGGCGUGAGCUCACUGCAGCAACGCGUGAGCUCACUGCAGCAAGGCGUGAGCUCACUGCAGCAAGGCGUGAGCUCACUGCAGCAAGGCGUGAGCUCACUGCAGCAACGCGUGAGCUCACUGCAGCAAGGCGUGAGCUCACUGCAGCAAGGCGUGAGCUCACUGCAGCAAGGCGUGAGCUCACUGCAGCAAGGCGUGAGCUCACUGCAGCAACGCGUGAGCUCACUGCAGCAAGGCGUGAGCUCACUGCAGCAACGCGUGAGCUCACUGCAGCAAGGCGUGAGCUCACUGCAGCAAGGCGUGAGCUCACUGCAGCAAGGCGUGAGCUCACUGCAGCAAGGCGUGAGCUCACUGCAGCAAGGCGUGAGCUCACUGCAGCAAGGCGUGAGCUCACUGCAGCAACACGUGAGCUCACUGCAGCAACGCGUGAGCUCACUGCAGCAAGGCGUGAGCUCACUGCAGCAACGCGUGAGCUCACUGCAGCAACGUGUGAGCUCACUGCAGCAACGCGUGAGCUCACUGCAGCAAGGCGUGAGCUCACUGCAGCAAGGCGUGAGCUCACUGCAGCAAGGCGUGAGCUCACUGCAGCAACGCGUGAGCUCACUGCAGCAGCAAGCGUGAGCUCACUGCAGCAAGGCGUGAGCUCACUGCAGCAAGGCGUGAGCUCACUGCAGCAAGGCGUGAGCUCACUGCAGCAAGGCGUGAGCUCACUGCAGCAAGGCGUGAGCUCACUGCAGCAAGGCGUGAGCUCACUGCAGCAACGCGUGAGCUCACUGCAGCAACGCGUGAGCUCACUGCAGCAAGGCGUGAGCUCACUGCAGCAAGGCGUGAGCUCACUGCAGCAAGGCGUGAGCUCACUGCAGCAAGGCGUGAGCUCACUGCAGCAACGCGUGAGCUCACUGCAGCAAGGCGUGAGCUCACUGCAGCAACGCGUGAGCUCACUGCAGCAACGCGUGAGCUCACUGCAGCAACGCGUGAGCUCACUGCAGCAAGGCGUGAGCUCACUGCAGCAACGCGUGAGCUCACUGCAGCAACGCGUGAGCUCACUGCAGCAAGGCGUGAGCUCACUGCAGCAAGGCGUGAGCUCACUGCAGCAACGCGUGAGCUCACUGCAGCAAGGCGUGAGCUCACUGCAGCAACGCGUGAGCUCACUGCAGCAAGGCGUGAGCUCACUGCAGCAAGGCGUGAGCUCACUGCAGCAAGGCGUGAGCUCACUGCAGCAAGGCGUGAGCUCACUGCAGCAAGGCGUGAGCUCACUGCAGCAAGGCGUGAGCUCACUGCAGCAAGGCGUGAGCUCACUGCAGCAAGGCGUGAGCUCACUGCAGCAAGGCGUGAGCUCACUGCAGCAAGGCGUGAGCUCACUGCAGCAACGCGUGAGCUCACUGCAGCAAGGCGUGAGCUCACUGCAGCAAGGCGUGAGCUCACUGCAGCAACGCGUGAGCUCACUGCAGCAAGGCGUGAGCUCACUGCAGCAACGCGUGAGCUCACUGCAGCAAGGCGUGAGCUCACUGCAGCAACGCGUGAGCUCACUGCAGCAAGGCGUGAGCUCACUGCAGCAAGGCGUGAGCUCACUGCAGCAACGCGUGAGCUCACUGCAGCAAGGUGUGAGCUCACUGCAGCAAGGCGUGAGCUCACUGCAGCAAGGCGUGAGCUCACUGCAGCAACGCGUGAGCUCACUGCAGCAAGGCGUGAGCUCACUGCAGCAACGCGUGAGCUCACUGCAGCAAGGCGUGAGCUCACUGCAGCAAGGCGUGAGCUCACUGCAGCAAGGCGUGAGCUCACUGCAGCAAGGCGUGAGCUCACUGCAGCAAGGCGUGAGCUCACUGCAGCAAGGCGUGAGCUCACUGCAGCAACGCGUGAGCUCACUGCAGCAAGGCGUGAGCUCACUGCAGCAAGGCGUGAGCUCACUGCAGCAAGGCGUGAGCUCACUGCAGCAAGGCGUGAGCUCACUGCAGCAACGCGUGAGCUCACUGCAGCAAGGCGUGAGCUCACUGCAGCAAGGCGUGAGCUCACUGCAGCAACGCGUGAGCUCACUGCAGCAAGGCGUGAGCUCACUGCAGCAACGCGUGAGCUCACUGCAGCAAGGCGUGAGCUCACUGCAGCAACGCGUGAGCUCACUGCAGCAACGCGUGAGCUCACUGCAGCAAGGCGUGAGCUCACUGCAGCAAGGCGUGAGCUCACUGCAGCAAGGCGUGAGCUCACUGCAGCAACGCGUGAGCUCACUGCAGCAAGGCGUGAGCUCACUGCAGCAAGGCGUGAGCUCACUGCAGCAACGCGUGAGCUCACUGCAGCAAGGCGUGAGCUCACUGCAGCAACGCGUGAGCUCACUGCAGCAAGGCGUGAGCUCACUGCAGCAAGGCGUGAGCUCACUGCAGCAAGGCGUGAGCUCACUGCAGCAAGGCGUGAGCUCACUGCAGCAACGCGUGAGCUCACUGCAGCAAGGCGUGAGCUCACUGCAGCAAGGCGUGAGCUCACUGCAGCAAGGCGUGAGCUCACUGCAGCAAGGCGUGAGCUCACUGCAGCAAGGCGUGAGCUCACUGCAGCAACGCGUGAGCUCACUGCAGCAACGCGUGAGCUCACUGCAGCAAGGCGUGAGCUCACUGCAGCAAGGCGUGAGCUCACUGCAGCAAGGCGUGAGCUCACUGCAGCAACGCGUGAGCUCACUGCAGCAACGCGUGAGCUCACUGCAGCAAGGCGUGAGCUCACUGCAGCAACGCGUGAGCUCACUGCAGCAAGGCCUCACUGCAGCAACGCGUGAGCUCACUGCAGCAAGGCGUGAGCUCACUGCAGCAAGGCGUGAGCUCACUGCAGCAAGGCGUGAGCUCACUGCAGCAACGCGUGAGCUCACUGCAGCAAGGCGUGAGCUCACUGCAGCAACGCGUGAGCUCACUGCAGCAAGGCGUGAGCUCACUGCAGCAAGGCGUGAGCUCACUGCAGCAAGGCGUGAGCUCACUGCAGCAAGGCGUGAGCUCACUGCAGCAACGCGUGAGCUCACUGCAGCAAGGCGUGAGCUCACUGCAGCAAGGCGUGAGCUCACUGCAGCAACGCGUGAGCUCACUGCAGCAAGGCGUGAGCUCACUGCAGCAACGCGUGAGCUCACUGCAGCAAGGCGUGAGCUCACUGCAGCAACGCGUGAGCUCACUGCAGCAAGGCGUGAGCUCACUGCAGCAACGCGUGAGCUCACUGCAGCAAGGCGUGAGCUCACUGCAGCAAGGCGUGAGCUCACUGCAGCAAGGCGUGAGCUCACUGCAGCAAGGCGUGAGCUCACUGCAGCAAGGCGUGAGCUCACUGCAGCAACGCGUGAGCUCACUGCAGCAAGGCGUGAGCUCACUGCAGCAACGCGUGAGCUCACUGCAGCAAGGCGUGAGCUCACUGCAGCAAGGCGUGAGCUCACUGCAGCAAGGCGUGAGCUCACUGCAGCAAGGCGUGAGCUCACUGCAGCAACGCGUGAGCUCACUGCAGCAAGGCGUGAGCUCACUGCAGCAAGGCGUGAGCUCACUGCAGCAAGGCGUGAGCUCACUGCAGCAAGGCGUGAGCUCACUGCAGCAAGGCGUGAGCUCACUGCAGCAAGGCGUGAGCUCACUGCAGCAAGGCGUGAGCUCACUGCAGCAAGGCGUGAGCUCACUGCAGCAACGCGUGAGCUCACUGCAGCAAGGCGUGAGCUCACUGCAGCAAGGCGUGAGCUCACUGCAGCAAGGCGUGAGCUCACUGCAGCAAGGCGUGAGCUCACUGCAGCAAGGCGUGAGCUCACUGCAGCAACGCGUGAGCUCACUGCAGCAAGGCGUGAGCUCACUGCAGCAAGGCGUGAGCUCACUGCAGCAAGGCGUGAGCUCACUGCAGCAAGGCGUGAGCUCACUGCAGCAACGCGUGAGCUCACUGCAGCAAGGCGUGAGCUCACUGCAGCAAGGCGUGAGCUCACUGCAGCAACGCGUGAGCUCACUGCAGCAAGGCGUGAGCUCACUGCAGCAACGCGUGAGCUCACUGCAGCAAGGCGUGAGCUCACUGCAGCAAGGCGUGAGCUCACUGCAGCAACGCGUGAGCUCACUGCAGCAAGGCGUGAGCUCACUGCAGCAAGGCGUGAGCUCACUGCAGCAAGGCGUGAGCUCACUGCAGCAAGGCGUGAGCUCACUGCAGCAAGGCGUGAGCUCACUGCAGCAACGCGUGAGCUCACUGCAGCAAGGCGUGAGCUCACUGCAGCAAGGCGUGAGCUCACUGCAGCAAGGCGUGAGCUCACUGCAGCAAGGCGUGAGCUCACUGCAGCAACGCGUGAGCUCACUGCAGCAAGGCGUGAGCUCACUGCAGCAAGGCGUGAGCUCACUGCAGCAACGCGUGAGCUCACUGCAGCAAGGCGUGAGCUCACUGCAGCAACGCGUGAGCUCACUGCAGCAAGGCGUGAGCUCACUGCAGCAAGGCGUGAGCUCACUGCAGCAACGCGUGAGCUCACUGCAGCAACGCGUGAGCUCACUGCAGCAACGCGUGAGCUCACUGCAGCAAGGCGUGAGCUCACUGCAGCAAGGCGUGAGCUCACUGCAGCAAGGCGUGAGCUCACUGCAGCAAGGCGUGAGCUCACUGCAGCAACGCGUGAGCUCACUGCAGCAAGGCGUGAGCUCACUGCAGCAAGGCGUGAGCUCACUGCAGCAAGGCGUGAGCUCACUGCAGCAAGGCGUGAGCUCACUGCAGCAAGGCGUGAGCUCACUGCAGCAAGGCGUGAGCUCACUGCAGCAACGCGUGAGCUCACUGCAGCAAGGCGUGAGCUCACUGCAGCAACGCGUGAGCUCACUGCAGCAAGGCGUGAGCUCACUGCAGCAAGGCGUGAGCUCACUGCAGCAAGGCGUGAGCUCACUGCAGCAAGGCGUGAGCUCACUGCAGCAACGCGUGAGCUCACUGCAGCAAGGCGUGAGCUCACUGCAGCAAGGCGUGAGCUCACUGCAGCAAGGCGUGAGCUCACUGCAGCAACGCGUGAGCUCACUGCAGCAAGGCGUGAGCUCACUGCAGCAACGCGUGAGCUCACUGCAGCAACGCGUGAGCUCACUGCAGCAAGGCGUGAGCUCACUGCAGCAAGGCGUGAGCUCACUGCAGCAAGGCGUGAGCUCACUGCAGCAAGGCGUGAGCUCACUGCAGCAACGCGUGAGCUCACUGCAGCAAGGCGUGAGCUCACUGCAGCAACGCGUGAGCUCACUGCAGCAACGUGUGAGCUCACUGCAGCAACGCGUGAGCUCACUGCAGCAAGGCGUGAGCUCACUGCAGCAAGGCGUGAGCUCACUGCAGCAACGCGUGAGCUCACUGCAGCAACGCGUGAGCUCACUGCAGCAACGCGUGAGCUCACUGCAGCAAGGCGUGAGCUCACUGCAGCAAGGCGUGAGCUCACUGCAGCAAGGCGUGAGCUCACUGCAGCAAGGCGUGAGCUCACUGCAGCAACGCGUGAGCUCACUGCAGCAAGGCGUGAGCUCACUGCAGCAACGCGUGAGCUCACUGCAGCAACGCGUGAGCUCACUGCAGCAAGGCGUGAGCUCACUGCAGCAAGGCGUGAGCUCACUGCAGCAAGGCGUGAGCUCACUGCAGCAAGGCGUGAGCUCACUGCAGCAACGCGUGAGCUCACUGCAGCAAGGCGUGAGCUCACUGCAGCAACGCGUGAGCUCACUGCAGCAAGGCGUGAGCUCACUGCAGCAACGCGUGAGCUCACUGCAGCAAGGCGUGAGCUCACUGCAGCAACGCGUGAGCUCACUGCAGCAAGGCGUGAGCUCACUGCAGCAAGGCGUGAGCUCACUGCAGCAAGGCGUGAGCUCACUGCAGCAAGGCGUGAGCUCACUGCAGCAAGGCGUGAGCUCACUGCAGCAAGGCGUGAGCUCACUGCAGCAACGCGUGAGCUCACUGCAGCAAGGCGUGAGCUCACUGCAGCAAGGCGUGAGCUCACUGCAGCAACGCGUGAGCUCACUGCAGCAAGGCGUGAGCUCACUGCAGCAAGGCGUGAGCUCACUGCAGCAAGGCGUGAGCUCACUGCAGCAACGCGUGAGCUCACUGCAGCAAGGCGUGAGCUCACUGCAGCAAGGCGUGAGCUCACUGCAGCAAGGCGUGAGCUCACUGCAGCAAGGCGUGAGCUCACUGCAGCAACGCGUGAGCUCACUGCAGCAAGGCGUGAGCUCACUGCAGCAACGCGUGAGCUCACUGCAGCAACGCGUGAGCUCACUGCAGCAAGGCGUGAGCUCACUGCAGCAACGCGUGAGCUCACUGCAGCAAGGCGUGAGCUCACUGCAGCAACGCGUGAGCUCACUGCAGCAAGGCGUGAGCUCACUGCAGCAAGGCGUGAGCUCACUGCAGCAAGGCGUGAGCUCACUGCAGCAAGGCGUGAGCUCACUGCAGCAACGCGUGAGCUCACUGCAGCAAGGCGUGAGCUCACUGCAGCAACGCGUGAGCUCACUGCAGCAACGCGUGAGCUCACUGCAGCAAGGCGUGAGCUCACUGCAGCAACGCGUGAGCUCACUGCAGCAAGGCGUGAGCUCACUGCAGCAACGCGUGAGCUCACUGCAGCAAGGCGUGAGCUCACUGCAGCAAGGCGUGAGCUCACUGCAGCAACGCGUGAGCUCACUGCAGCAAGGCGUGAGCUCACUGCAGCAACGCGUGAGCUCACUGCAGCAAGGCGUGAGCUCACUGCAGCAAGGCGUGAGCUCACUGCAGCAAGGCGUGAGCUCACUGCAGCAAGGCGUGAGCUCACUGCAGCAACGCGUGAGCUCACUGCAGCAAGGCGUGAGCUCACUGCAGCAAGGCGUGAGCUCACUGCAGCAAGGCGUGAGCUCACUGCAGCAAGGCGUGAGCUCACUGCAGCAAGGCGUGAGCUCACUGCAGCAAGGCGUGAGCUCACUGCAGCAACGCGUGAGCUCACUGCAGCAAGGCGUGAGCUCACUGCAGCAACGCGUGAGCUCACUGCAGCAACGCGUGAGCUCACUGCAGCAACGCGUGAGCUCACUGCAGCAAGGCGUGAGCUCACUGCAGCAAGGCGUGAGCUCACUGCAGCAACGCGUGAGCUCACUGCAGCAACGCGUGAGCUCACUGCAGCAACGCGUGAGCUCACUGCAGCAACGCGUGAGCUCACUGCAGCAACGCGUGAGCUCACUGCAGCAAGGCGUGAGCUCACUGCAGCAAGGCGUGAGCUCACUGCAGCAACGCGUGAGCUCACUGCAGCAACGCGUGAGCUCACUGCAGCAACGCGUGAGCUCACUGCAGCAAGGCGUGAGCUCACUGCAGCAAGGCGUGAGCUCACUGCAGCAAGGCGUGAGCUCACUGCAGCAAGGCGUGAGCUCACUGCAGCAAGGCGUGAGCUCACUGGCAGCAGCGUGAGCUCACUGCAGCAAGGCGUGAGCUCACUGCAGCAAGGCGUGAGCUCACUGCAGCAACGCGUGAGCUCACUGCAGCAACGCGUGAGCUCACUGCAGCAAGGCGUGAGCUCACUGCAGCAAGGCGUGAGCUCACUGCAGCAACGCGUGAGCUCACUGCAGCAAGGCGUGAGCUCACUGCAGCAAGGCGUGAGCUCACUGCAGCAAGGCGUGAGCUCACUGCAGCAACGCGUGAGCUCACUGCAGCAAGGCGUGAGCUCACUGCAGCAACGCGUGAGCUCACUGCAGCACUGCAAUCAAGGCGUGAGCUCACUGCAGCAACGCGUGAGCUCACUGCAGCAAGGCGUGAGCUCACUGCAGCAAGGCGUGAGCUCACUGCAGCAAGGCGUGAGCUCACUGCAGCAAGGCGUGAGCUCACUGCAGCAACGCGUGAGCUCACUGCAGCAACGCGUGAGCUCACUGCAGCAAGGCGUGAGCUCACUGCAGCAACGCGUGAGCUCACUGCAGCAAGGCGUGAGCUCACUGCAGCAACGCGUGAGCUCACUGCAGCAAGGCGUGAGCUCACUGCAGCAAGGCGUGAGCUCACUGCAGCAAGGCGUGAGCUCACUGCAGCAAGGCGUGAGCUCACUGCAGCAACGCGUGAGCUCACUGCAGCAACGCAUGAGCUCACUGCAGCAACGCGUGAGCUCACUGCAGCAACGCGUGAGCUCACUGCAGCAAGGCGUGAGCUCACUGCAGCAAGGCGUGAGCUCACUGCAGCAACGCGUGAGCUCACUGCAGCAAGGCGUGAGCUCACUGCAGCAAGGCGUGAGCUCACUGCAGCAAGGCGUGAGCUCACUGCAGCAACGCGUGAGCUCACUGCAGCAAGGCGUGAGCUCACUGCAGCAAGGCGUGAGCUCACUGCAGCAACGCGUGAGCUCACUGCAGCAACGCGUGAGCUCACUGCAGCAACGUGUGAGCUCACUGCAGCAACGCGUGAGCUCACUGCAGCAACGCGUGAGCUCACUGCAGCAAGGCGUGAGCUCACUGCAGCAACGCGUGAGCUCACUGCAGCAAGGCGUGAGCUCACUGCAGCAAGGCGUGAGCUCACUGCAGCAAGGCGUGAGCUCACUGCAGCAAGGCGUGAGCUCACUGCAGCAAGGCGUGAGCUCACUGCAGCAACGCGUGAGCUCACUGCAGCAACGCGUGAGCUCACUGCAGCAAGGCGUGAGCUCACUGCAGCAACGCGUGAGCUCACUGCAGCAAGGCGUGAGCUCACUGCAGCAACGCGUGAGCUCACUGCAGCAACGCGUGAGCUCACUGCAGCAACGCGUGAGCUCACUGCAGCAAGGCGUGAGCUCACUGCAGCAAGGCGUGAGCUCACUGCAGCAAGGCGUGAGCUCACUGCAGCAACGCGUGAGCUCACUGCAGCAACGCGUGAGCUCACUGCAGCAAGGCGUGAGCUCACUGCAGCAACGCGUGAGCUCACUGCAGCAAGGCGUGAGCUCACUGCAGCAACGCGUGAGCUCACUGCAGCAAGGCGUGAGCUCACUGCAGCAAGGCGUGAGCUCACUGCAGCAACGCGUGAGCUCACUGCAGCAACGCGUGAGCUCACUGCAGCAACGCGUGAGCUCACUGCAGCAACGCGUGAGCUCACUGCAGCAACGCGUGAGCUCACUGCAGCAAGGCGUGAGCUCACUGCAGCAACGCGUGAGCUCACUGCAGCAAGGCGUGAGCUCACUGCAGCAAGGCGUGAGCUCACUGCAGCAAGGCGUGAGCUCACUGCAGCAACGCGUGAGCUCACUGCAGCAACGCGUGAGCUCACUGCAGCAACGCGUGAGCUCACUGCAGCAACGCGUGAGCUCACUGCAGCAACGCGUGAGCUCACUGCAGCAACGCGUGAGCUCACUGCAGCAAGGCGUGAGCUCACUGCAGCAACGCGUGAGCUCACUGCAGCAACGCGUGAGCUCACUGCAGCAACGCGUGAGCUCACUGCAGCAAGGCGUGAGCUCACUGCAGCAAGGCGUGAGCUCACUGCAGCAACGCGUGAGCUCACUGCAGCAAGGCGUGAGCUCACUGCAGCAACGCGUGAGCUCACUGCAGCAAGGCGUGAGCUCACUGCAGCAAGGCGUGAGCUCACUGCAGCAAGGCGUGAGCUCACUGCAGCAAGGCGUGAGCUCACUGCAGCAACGCGUGAGCUCACUGCAGCAAGGCGUGAGCUCACUGCAGCAAGGCGUGAGCUCACUGCAGCAAGGCGUGAGCUCACUGCAGCAACGCGUGAGCUCACUGCAGCAAGGCGUGAGCUCACUGCAGCAACGCGUGAGCUCACUGCAGCAAGGCGUGAGCUCACUGCAGCAAGGCGUGAGCUCACUGCAGCAAGGCGUGAGCUCACUGCAGCAACGCGUGAGCUCACUGCAGCAAGGCGUGAGCUCACUGCAGCAACGCGUGAGCUCACUGCAGCAACGCGUGAGCUCACUGCAGCAACGCGUGAGCUCACUGCAGCAACGCGUGAGCUCACUGCAGCAAGGCGUGAGCUCACUGCAGCAAGGCGUGAGCUCACUGCAGCAAGGCGUGAGCUCACUGCAGCAACGCGUGAGCUCACUGCAGCAACGCGUGAGCUCACUGCAGCAACGCGUGAGCUCACUGCAGCAAGGCGUGAGCUCACUGCAGCAACGCGUGAGCUCACUGCAGCAAGGCGUGAGCUCACUGCAGCAACGCGUGAGCUCACUGCAGCAACGCGUGAGCUCACUGCAGCAACGCGUGAGCUCACUGCAGCAAGGCGUGAGCUCACUGCAGCAAGGCGUGAGCUCACUGCAGCAAGGCGUGAGCUCACUGCAGCAACGCGUGAGCUCACUGCAGCAAGGCGUGAGCUCACUGCAGCAACGCGUGAGCUCACUGCAGCAACGCGUGAGCUCACUGCAGCAAGGCGUGAGCUCACUGCAGCAACGCGUGAGCUCACUGCAGCAAGGCGUGAGCUCACUGCAGCAAGGCGUGAGCUCACUGCAGCAAGGCGUGAGCUCACUGCAGCAAGGCGUGAGCUCACUGCAGCAACGCGUGAGCUCACUGCAGCAACGCGUGAGCUCACUGCAGCAACGCGUGAGCUCACUGCAGCAAGGCGUGAGCUCACUGCAGCAACGCGUGAGCUCACUGCAGCAAGGC